ACGUAGGCGCAUUCCACACAAAUAGAGAGAUAUAUUCCAGAGCACGAGUACAGAAGCUCAGCUCAUUAGACUAAAGGGGUCCCGAAAGUCACCGUUGCUGAGGAGAACUGGUGAGUAACGAUUUCCUGCUGGGCUAAUUCUACUCUGCCGUUAAUCGUUUUUUUUUUCCCCCCCAAUUCUUUCGGACUCCAGGGCUGAUUAUGAAUGUUUCCGCGCACAUUUCCGACACGUACGUGGAGUAGCCACAGCGUAUACACCAAAAACAAUCUUCAAACAGUAUAUAGGUAAUAGAAAUUGGAAGAGCAAAGCCUAAACAGUGCUCCCAAUCAAGGUGGUCGUGACCUACGGAACAUACGCCUAAAUACACGCGCGCUUGUAUGUUUACAAAAGCGAUGGCAACAUUGUGUGGUCCGUGGUCCGGUUUUCACGGUUUCAGUCGCGAGCGGUGUGUUUGCUGUUCAUCUAAAGUGGCAGCUUUCUGUACAGAUAGCACAAAGCAGACAAAUGUUGUUCUUUUUCGGGGCAAUUGAAAAAGGAAAGAACAUUGGAAAGAAAAACAAAAAAAAAAAAACUAAGCUAACGACAGCUUAUGCAAAGUGCUCUUUCUUCUCCUUUCUGCUCUUCGUCACAUAUUAACUGCCAUAUGCCUGGAUAUAGCCUGCUGAAAGAAUUGUGUGUGCCUAUUUAAAACGCUGUCAUUUUUCUAGCAAUUCAUGAGCGAUAUCGACAGAGGAAGAGACGGCGUACCCAAAGACGCAUGCGUGAUAUCAGUCCCACCGUUUGGUUUCUAGGGAAAGAGUCGUCACGCGGAGGUCGUGAACGCUGUGCAGGCGCAAUGGGAAUUCUCGCCACUUCGAUCACAAACGACUCUAUCAUUAUACCAAUGGGAUUUUAUGUUAUCGGAUUUACGGAUUUAAAAUUUGCCAAUUUAUAUAUAAUUUUCCUCAGCUUCAUUUAUAUUGAAACGGUUUUGUGCAACUCCUUUAUAAUUUCCAUCAUAUGGAUGGACCAUCGCCUGCACACUCCAAAGUACAUCGCGGUGGCUAAUUUAGGGGUUGUUGACUUGAUGUGUAGUACAUCCUUUAUUCCUAGUGCGAUUAAGACUGUUGUCACAAAAGAUACCUUCAUGUCCUACAAUGCAUGUUUGACACAGAUGUUUUUUUACUAUUGUUCUGUAGCACUAGAGUCAUUUUCCCUCGGUGUACUUGCCUAUGACAGGUUAAUUGCGAUAUGCUUCCCAUUGAGGCACAGUUCCAUUAACACUCUCACAAGCAUAAUGAGUAUUUUAGCGAUUGUUUGGUCAUUUUCCAUGAGCAUCAUGGUGUUCAUGGUCUUGAUCUUGUUAAAACUGUCUUUUUGUGAUUCACUUACUGUGCACAACUUUAUCUGUGGGUACGCAGCUGUGUCCAGUCUAUCGUGCAAUGAUUAUACACUGCAAUGGGCAGCUGGCUCUUCCUUGAGUAUAGUGAUCUUGUUUGGGCCCCUUAGUUUUAUCGUCGUGUCAUACGGCUGGAUUUUAAGAGUCGUGUUUAGAAUGAAAACAGUGGAGAGCAGGUACAAAGCACUGGCAACCUGCACAGAGCAUCUCACCGUGGUGGCCAUUUUCUACGUGCCGACCAUAACGGUGUACAUCAUUGAGCUUUUCUUAUUUCACAUGCAUCCAAAUGUCAAAAUGGUGAACCAGUCAUUAGCCUCAUGCAUCCCGGCUUGUCUGAACCCCAUCGUGUAUACCCUGGCGACCAAAGAAAUCAAGAACAGAAUACUGGCUAUGCUGCAGAAAUUCAGAGCAGCAUCGUGGGCAGGGCAGCCAUACAGCCGAAGGUUGCAGUAAAUUUAGAUUUACACAAAAGUCACUGGAGCAACUACAAAACACAGGUCUGAUAAGGUGCAAUAUUAUGCAAGUUAUUUAUAGUCAUGAAAAAAUGUCUCCAUAUGAACUGUGAUAGCAUAUCUAUAAUAAAGCAUUUAGUCUU
Anguilla anguilla (European eel) is the source of this 1973-nucleotide messenger RNA. Its product is annotated as olfactory receptor 5F1-like. The transcript has 2 exons. Gene Ontology annotation, biological process: G protein-coupled receptor signaling pathway. The record is from RefSeq and is a predicted model, not a curated record. Bases 758 to 1831 code for a protein of 357 amino acids. Gene Ontology annotation, molecular function: olfactory receptor activity; G protein-coupled receptor activity. Lineage: Eukaryota; Metazoa; Chordata; Actinopteri; Anguilliformes; Anguillidae. Gene Ontology annotation, cellular component: membrane.